Messenger RNA from Colius striatus (speckled mousebird), 2666 nucleotides. RefSeq names its product TNF superfamily member 13b (gene TNFSF13B). The transcript has 6 exons. Lineage: Eukaryota; Metazoa; Chordata; Aves; Coliiformes; Coliidae. The record is from RefSeq and is a predicted model, not a curated record. Gene Ontology annotation, molecular function: receptor ligand activity; tumor necrosis factor receptor binding. Gene Ontology annotation, biological process: immune response. The coding region runs from base 234 to 1100 and encodes 288 amino acids. Gene Ontology annotation, cellular component: membrane.
CCAAAAUGCAACACAGAAAGAAGAAAACUAAACGGAGACCGAAUCUUAGACGUUCACUCCGUACAUUAAGUUUAAUGGUUCUAUCAACAGCUUCAUAUGACAGGAAAUGAUCUGGGCGUUCUGUUCACUAAUUCUGGAUGCCCUUAGUUUCAGAGAGCAACUGCUAACAUGGAUUGCACCUCGGAAGGAGACAGCUGAACUCUCCCUCUGGCUUUAGUGAGGAAAGAGCAGCGAUGAAAUCCGUGGACUGUGUGCACGUCAUCCAACAGAAGGAUACCGCCUCCUCUCCCUCUGCCCCCCCUGGUGCUGCUUCAGGCACCGUGGGACUUUUUUCUGUUACAUUCCUGUGGCUUGCAAUGCUCCUGUCCUCUUGUCUUGCAGCAGUGUCUCUUUACCAUGUUAUCACCCUGAAAACAGAACUAGAAGCUCUGCGCAGCAAGCUGAUCUACAGGGUCCAGGCAAAGUCUCCGCUAGACCAGCCACCCGUGUCCGUUGAUGCAAAUAAAGCGGGUGGCCCUGUUUCUUCCUUUCUGCAAGUGUCUGCCACUGGCACCAGGCAGGAGAACAAGCUUCCUGGUCCUGGCCCAGCUGAAAGCUUCCAAAAGGAAAUCUGGAACAAGAGCAGAAACAGGGGGAGAAGGUCUGUUGUUCACACAGAAGAAACAGUGCUGCAGGCCUGCUUGCAACUGAUCGCUGACAGCAAAAGUGACAUCCAACAGAAAGAUGAUUCAAGCAUUGUCCCUUGGCUUCUGAGCUUUAAACGUGGAACAGCUCUGGAAGAACAAGGCAACAAAAUAGUGAUCAAAGAAACCGGAUAUUUUUUCAUAUAUGGCCAGGUUUUAUAUACUGAUACAACAUUUGCUAUGGGACACCUAAUACAGAGGAAGAAGGCCCAUGUGUUUGGUGAUGAUCUCAGCUUGGUGACACUGUUUCGUUGCAUCCAAAAUAUGCCACAAUCUUAUCCGAAUAAUUCUUGCUAUACUGCUGGCAUUGCAAAAUUAGAAGAAGGGGAUGAACUUCAACUUACGAUACCACGGAGAAGAGCCAAAAUAUCCUUGGAUGGAGAUGGUACUUUUUUUGGCGCAGUUAGACUCCUCUGAAGCCCUUCAUUUAUGUUAUUAUGCCUAAUGCAAUUUUCUUCUUUUUCCCAUGCCUUUGUCAGAAAAAAAAAUAAACUGCAAUAAAGCUGCCUAUUCAGUCCCUCCCCAUCCACCACUAGCUUCUGGGAACUUUUCUUUGGUUUAAUAAUCAAGCACAAAACAGGAAAUGCACCAGUCACAUUUGUGAGAUAUAACCGUCGUGAUUACCAGAAAGCCAAUUUAUUUUAGACAAUGGGAGAUUCUAAAUUACAGCUGUAAAGGAAUGGAGUUUUGGCUUUGAAAUAAGUUAUUGUCCAUAAGACAAACCAAAGGAGGAGUUGACCAUAAAGUAUGCUAUAAACAAGACCAUUGACUAUCAAAUUAUUAUCCAUAAUAAUACUUAUAGGAAUAUAGGAAUACUAAUAGGAAAACUAAACCACAAGUACUUCUCAUUUUAGAUCUCCUAUGUUUCAUCAAUAAAAUAUUUGAAGUACAAAGUAUAGGGAAGUAACAUCAAAUAGUAGAUUCCUCAUAACAAAAUAGAUAUAUCAGGUGGGUUCUGGGGUGUGGUUUUUCAGUUGAGUUUUUUUUCCCUUUGACACAAAGACUUUGAGACAGCAAACAGUCUAAAUGUAUGGGAUAAUGAAAGCAAAAUAGACAGAACAAUAGCCUCUAGCUUGCUUCUUCCCUGUGAACAAAAGAUGCAUAUGCUACUAAUAUCUCUUAGUAUUUACUAUCAGAAUUGAUUUUACUGGGGAAAGGACAUGUAAGAUGCUUCGACAGCUCAAUCUUCAAAGCAUUGCUACUCGUGGAAUAUAUGUGUACUUCUAUGUAAGCAAGGUAGGGAUAGAAAGAAACACUGUGAGAUUAGACACAGUAAAAUAAGUGGAAUUGGAUUUCUGGCUUAAUAAUCUCUGCAGUCAUAUAUAGAGGUGUACAUAUAUACAGUGUAUAUUUAUAAAUAGGAAGGUAUGUACACUUGCAUAUGUAAGGCUUUGAGAUUUGGGUAUAGAUUUUAUUUUGCUUUGAAUAGUUUGUCCAAUGGAAAUAUUACCACAUACCUAUUUUUUUAUUUCUCUUGCUUUUUGAUAUGAUCCACUCUAUGCAAUAUAGUACAAAGAAAAAUCCAAUAAACUUGGAACCAGUGAUACAAGAAAAUACAUUUGUAUCCCAGAAAUCUGAGCUCAAUCCCUAGGUUAAGAAUCAGCUUUUUCUGCCGUUUUUAAUAUAUUGGUCGACUCUGUUUUACAAAAACAAUCAGAUCUGUAGAAAGACUUAACAGAUGUCUUUUUAUCUUUUCUUUUGUCUCUCUACUUUGUUCAGUAGAUAAGAUUUAUGUCUUUUUUACCCCAAGAAUCCAUGUGUAUUGUGUGAUCAAGGUAAUAACAUGGUAAUAGUGUGAUCAAGACUUCUUCUAGGAGCUGUUGUAACACAAAUAUUGGACUUCUAUUCCACUGUUCUUCACAAGUAUUGAAGUGCUACUGAAAUGGAUAAAAUAAUCAAUCAAACGCACAGUGAUGAACUGUACUUCAUUUGAAAAUAAUUUUGAGGGAUUGAGAAUUGUGUCAUAUAAACUCAUUUAGUAAA